AGUCUCUACAGUCUCAGGGUUUAUAGUGGGACGGAAGCCAGCACGUUGCAUCUGACGUGGAGUGGGACUUCAGCCGCCUUCCUGCCAGCCUUUUCUCUUUAGUCUCUAACUUCCUGCCUCAAAGUCAAGAUUCUCACCCGGAACGGACAGACAUUGCGGCUUGAGGGAUCUGCGUCCUCUCUGACUUGUAACUAUUAUGGCUGGUAGCACCAUCAAGGCAGUGCACGACAUUUUUCAAAGCAUGGAGUACGGACCAUCAGCAGCUCUCAACUAUGCCACUGCACAGGCCUGGCUGGAUCACCAUUCCCGUUCUCUGGGUCUGUUCAUCGAUGGCAAGUUUGUCCGUCCAGCAGACAGACAGAGUCGCUCCCUGUCUGAUUCUAAAGGUGGAACCGUGUGCAGCACAGUGUGCGCUGUGGAGGACGAUGUUUCCCAGUGCGCCUCCUCUGCUGCUAAUGGCUUCAAGGCCUGGAGCGGACUGACCUGCAGCCAGAGGGCCAAAGUGCUGCUCAGCUUGGUGAGCGUCCUCGGGCAGCACGGACAGUGUGUGUCGGAGCUGUGUGAGCUGUGCGGGGCCUCCUGCUCGCCCUCCACCCUUGUCAGACUGCUGCAGUACUACGGCAGCUGGGCUCAGCUCAGAGACACUCUCAUCACCAACUGGACACCGCUGGGUGUGGUGGCAGUAGUUGUCUCUGAUGACUGCUCUCUCUAUUCCAUUAUGCUCAAAGUCCUGCCAGCACUGGCAAUGGGUAACUCUGUCAUCAUUGUCCCCGGUCGGAGCAGCACCCCUGCAGUGCUCCUCCUGGCGCAGCUUUUCAUGGGAGCGGGACUUCCUGCUGGGGCUCUUAAUGUUCUAACAGGAAGUGACAUGUCGCUGGGUGCCAAAGUGGCCGAGAGCCCCAGCAUCAGCUAUGUCGCCUACAGUGGCAACAAGCAGGACGGGGUGAUGCUGUGUAAGGCCACAGCAGGGAUGGGCGUUCCCGUCUCUGUCUCCCCCUGCAUCGGUGCCACAUGCCCCUUCAUCAUCUUUGAGUCAGCUGACAUCGACAGCGCGGUGGAUGGAGUAAUAGAGGCUGCCUUCAAGAAGAAAAGAGAGGUCCACUGGGUGUUAUGCGUGCAGGAGAGUGUGCUGGAGAGUGUUGUGGCCCGUCUCAGGCUGCGUAUGGUGGGGAUGAAGUGUGUGGCCCUGUGCUGUGAUGGAGACAGGGCCUUGGUGGAUGCUGCAGUACAGGAAGCUCAGCAGCAGGGGGCCACGUUGGUUCAGUCUUGCGCUGCCCCCCCUUCAGGUGCCCAGUACCCUCCCACGGUGCUCUGCGGGGCGGCCCCCUCCUCUCCAUUUGUGAUCAGCCCCUCUCCUGGACCACUGCUGCCUCUCAUGACCUUCAGAAGCAACACAGAAGCAGUGACCCUGGGAAACCACAGUCCUCAUGGCCAGGCAGCCUCCAUCUGGACUGAAGACCUCACCCUGGCUCUGGAGACAGCUAAGAGUCUGUCUGUUGGCUCACUGUGGGUGAAUUCCCACUCUGUGUCUGACCCCUGUCUGCCAGUCUCCGGUCACAAAGACAGCGGCACCUGCACUGACGGAGGACAGGAGGGUCUGUACCAGUUUCUGCGCCAGUCCUGUUCUUCCUCUCCUCCUCUACCUCGCUCCUCCCCUGUCUCUAUGGACUACUCAAUGUUUGGAACAGCAGCAUCCCCAGCCAUCAUUCCUGAUGUUUCUGACCCUGCCAGGGCUCCUAAGGCCUACCUGCAGUUUGUCAGUGGGAAGGCAUGUAAAUCAGUGUCUGGCUGCAGUGUUGCUGUGCAGUCUCCAGGGGGCGGCAGUGUGUUAGCCUACUGUCCAGAAGGAGGCCGGAAAGAUGUCCGUAAUGCCGUGGAGGCUGCAGUCAAAGUCCAGCCUGGCUGGAUGAAAAAGAGUCCUUCUGCACGUGCUCAGUCACUCUACUCUCUGGCCAAGGGUUUGGAGGCGAAGAGGCGGGACAUAGUUGUGUCAAUCAACGUUCAGACUGGUCUCUCAAUGGACGAGGCAGAGAAGGAGGUGGAGCUCAGCAUUGCCAGGCUCAGUGACUGGGCAGCUUACUGUGACAAAGUCCAAGGAGGAGCUCUGCCUGUGCCACAGUCUGGCUCUGCCCUCUCCCUCCCUGAAGCCCUGGGAGUCGUGGGGGUCGUUCUGCCUGACAAGGAUCCCCUACUCUCUACAGUAACACUUCUCGGGGCCGCUAUCGCCACUGGAAAUGCAGUCAUCAUGAUCCCCAGUCAGAAGAAUCCACUGCCAGUCUUGACAUUCAUUCAAGUGCUCCAGUCUUCAGACCUGCCAGCAGGUUUGGUAAAUAUCGUGACAGGACUUAGAGACCAGCUGACAGUGGCUCUGGCAAAUCACAGCGUCAUCAAGGCCAUCUGGUACUGGGGAAGUGCUGAGGGCUGUCAGUACCUCCAGUACACGUGCACCAGCCCUCUGAAAAUCCUGUGCCUGUUCUGCCAAAAGGACGAGGAGAGAAGGGACUGGACCCGUUCCUCGCUCCUGGAAGAGAUGUGGAGAAAUGCCGUCCAGUGGAAGAGUGUCUGGAUUCCUACUGCAUAAGAAGACAGACAGAGAGAGGGAAAAUGAAAGACAACUGUGACCUGUAGGAUGUAAAUUGAAAAGGAAGGAUCAAAAAUUAACUGUAACCAUGAAAAUCCUAAUAUGUCAAUGAACAUAGGAGUAAACGGAUAACAAAUGCCUGCAGUAAUUAACAUUCACUAAGCCUAAUGCUCCUCAAUUACUGUUGCUAUGCCUGUCAAGCUUUCUGUUCUUGAACGACAUGCAUGCAGGAUCCUUGAUUUCAGACAGAGGUUUACGAAAACAGGCUUCUCAUUUCCAGCUUGUGUCGAUUUUGCCGGCUAAAUUGAGAACUGUCACUGGCAGAAGCCUGUGAAUUGAUGAUUUGUUCCAACAUGUUAUGGCCAAUUAUUUUUGGAUCAGAAAUGAAACAUCUGUAUAAUCUGAAGCAUCAGGAAAUGUGGCAUCAAGCAGCCAACGCAGAUAAACCUGACAUCAGUAAAUUAAAGAAAAAGAAGUUAGCACAAAUCUUAACAUCACAACAAAUGUUAGUAUCAAAAUAUGCAGUACAGUCAAACAUUCAUUAGCUUUUCAGUUGGUUUCUUCAGCACCAAGGUCACAUGAAAUACUUAGAAUAUACUUAAAUAUGCAAUGAACAGGAUACCAGAAAAUGUAUUUUGUUUACUGCUGAAAGGAGGUCCUGGGAGUCCCAUGUUACUGACUGAAACCUCUAUAUCAUUUAUGGCUAUCAGAAUGUCGAGCUAUUUAACACUUACAUUAACAAAAAAAAUAUAAUUAUAUCAUAUAAAUAUCAUGCAAUUCUAUCCUAUUAUCUUUUAUUUAAAAUAUAGCUAAACAAAAUGUAAACGAAUGUAAAUAUUCGCUCCAAAUAAAACACAUCUGAUUAGUAUGCUGUCAAACAAAAGUAAAUGCCUUCAUUAGUUUAAACAUAAUGUCACAGGUCAGACAAUAGGGAUUUAUUUAGCAGGUUAUGCGUGAGUGGGCAGAACGGGAAAACAAGAUUAAAUGUCUUAACAUAUUACAUUUUGAGGUGAUGGCAGGAGGAAACAAGGCAACCAAAAGCAAGAACCAUGUCGACCUGAUAUUUGCUGUUGCAUUUCUGCAAUUAUAAACACAGGACCUGCUCACUUUCUACCUCUAUCUUCUGCUAUUAUGCUUCUUCUUCCUAUUAGUCAUCACACCUCUGCUUGGUUUGUUACAAGUAAUUUGAUUUUAAGGUCAGCAUUUAAUUUUCCAGGAAGACUUUAGAAAGAGCCCUGGAUCAGAUAGUUUUCAUUAGACAACAGGUAUUUGUGGUGUGUCAUAAAGUAUCAGAGACAUGGUAGAAUCUGUCAUUGUUUUUUUUGUAGUAACAGUGGUGUUUUUUACUAUAAAUGCAUCCCUUUUUCUCCAGUUCUCCAACUUGAAACCUCAUCUGCCUUAGAGGUCUGUCAAUGACAGAGAAAAAUCAAUCAAUCUUGUGUCAUCUCAACUGAAACGCUAAGGUACUGUACUGUACUGUCUUUAUUACUGUACAAUGGUACUGUAGCUUUUAGCCAUAGGGGUACACUGGGCGCAAACAUUCCCAGGAAAAUCUAGUUUGUAGACACCAUCAAAUUUGUUUUUCCAGAGAAUGACAGUGUGGGUCUCACUGUCUAAAAGCCAUAAUAAAAAUAUCAUUUAAUUAAUUUA
This is a messenger RNA of Dicentrarchus labrax (European seabass), 4231 nucleotides long. It is a transcript of the gene aldh16a1, whose product is annotated as aldehyde dehydrogenase 16 family, member A1. Gene Ontology annotation, molecular function: oxidoreductase activity, acting on the aldehyde or oxo group of donors, NAD or NADP as acceptor. The transcript has 17 exons. Bases 197 to 2581 code for a protein of 794 amino acids. NCBI's taxonomy places the organism in Eukaryota, Metazoa, Chordata, Actinopteri, Moronidae. The record is from RefSeq and is a predicted model, not a curated record.